AUGACCAUGAACGGCACUUCACCGACGCCAAUCGAUCGAGUACCUCCCUGCCCCCUGCUUAGCGCUAGUAACACCGAGGAGACAUUCCGAAAUGCCUUUGCAACCAACCCAACCGGUCUCAUGAAGGAAGUCUUCCUCGUGUGCAACGCCGCCUAUAGCAUGCAAGGAUUAAUCGAGUCCCUACGCGCCUCGGCCACAACAACGAUAGCAGAAGUAGAAGACCUCCAAACUCGCCUGGAAAAUACGUUAAUUACUAGGAGCGAUGGAGACGCAACAAUCACCCGCCUGAUGGCAGAAAAUGAAGCAUACCUAAAAAUCAUCCAAUCAAGAGGGAUUUCACAACGCACACCCGAACACCCCGAUCCUGAAGCCUUCACUGGCGAAGACCCAUCUCUCCUGCAGAACUUCCUCCAACAACUCGACUUAAAGCUCGAAAUGAACAAGGAUUGGUGGACUUCAGAGCAUCAACGUAUGGGAUACGUAGUUUCAUGCCUCAAAGGUAAAGCUCAUGACCAAGUCCGCUACAACAUUAAAAAUGGGGUAGUUCUCUUUGAUAACGUCAACGCCAUAAAAGAAGUGCUUCAAUCAGCCUUUGGGGACAUUGAUGCCAAAGCCACGGCCCAACGCAAGAUUUUCGACAUGAAACAAGGCCAUAGACCUCUCACGACGUUCCUCCCUGAAUGGUACGCCGUCGCCAAGCUCACCGGGUGGGAUAGCGCGGCCCUCAUUGCCCAUCUCCGACGGGGCCUUCACGAAAACAUUACCUGGAGACUCUCCCUCACCAAGGGUAAAGACAUGCCCACUGAACUCACUCAAUUUAUGGAUCUCGUCCGCACCUGUGAUAACGAAUGUCGUCAAGUCAAUGCCAAUUACUUCAAGAAGAGUACGAGCAACUCCCCUGCUAACCAACCCGCGGGUUUGCAACCCACCAGCACACCGCAGUUACCAACCCCUAACGGCGGAGACCCCAUGGAUCUGACCGCCAUCGCCUGGGGACCUGGAGAUGUUGCCUCUGGCCGUAGACCGCAAAAUGACGCAGAGAGAGCAGCACGCAAAACCUACCGCACUGCCCAUGGGCUCUGUCAUUGGUGCAACUCGGACAAACACCGCUCCCUCAAUUGCGAUACCGCACCAUGGAAUAAGGGAAAAGCGUAG
Pochonia chlamydosporia 170 is the source of this 1155-nucleotide messenger RNA. Its product is annotated as reverse transcriptase. Lineage: Eukaryota; Fungi; Ascomycota; Sordariomycetes; Hypocreales; Clavicipitaceae. The transcript has a single exon. Bases 1 to 1155 code for a protein of 384 amino acids. The record is from RefSeq and is a predicted model, not a curated record.